Messenger RNA from Cygnus atratus (black swan), 2888 nucleotides. It is a transcript of the gene SRSF11, whose product is annotated as serine and arginine rich splicing factor 11. The transcript is spliced from 14 exons. Lineage: Eukaryota; Metazoa; Chordata; Aves; Anseriformes; Anatidae. Gene Ontology annotation, molecular function: RNA binding. The record is from RefSeq and is a predicted model, not a curated record. Gene Ontology annotation, biological process: RNA splicing. Gene Ontology annotation, cellular component: nucleoplasm. Bases 374 to 1753 code for a protein of 459 amino acids.
GGGUGCGGCAUUCCUACAGAAGGAGACUCAGCAUCAAGUCGGCUGCAACUGGGCACUGUGUUGCUCAGAUUUCACUUCCUUCCUCUCCCCCUUUUUAUUUAAGGGCUUCGCCUUUGUCGCAAGAGUGAAUCCAGACCAAAUAACCUGGAAAAUAUUGUAAACGCACACGUGAGUUCUUCAGUUCCCGUUUUUCCUUCUCCUCUCACGCUGGGAGUCACCGGGCAACACUCCACAGGAAGACGCUGGAUAUUUCACCUGAGCCUUUAAAAAACUGCUAGCAUCUGUCAGUUUUGUGCGACGCGCUCAAGUUGAACGUGGUUGGAGGAAGACACAUCUGCAAGCGCAGGGGUGAAGCCAGCUGAGCGGCGGCGCGAUGGCCUCCAGCAGCGGCACCGACGUGAUCCAGGUGACCAACGUGUCCCCCAGCGCCAGCUCCGAGCAGAUGCGGACGCUCUUCGGCUUCCUGGGAAAGAUCGAGGAGCUGCGCCUCUUCCCCCCGGAUGAUUCUCCUUUGCCUGUUUCAUCGCGUGUCUGUUUUGUAAAGUUCCAUGAUCCCGACUCGGCAGUUGUGGCCCAGCAUCUGACAAACACUGUAUUCGUUGACAGAGCGUUGAUAGUCGUACCAUAUGCAGAAGGAGUUAUUCCUGAUGAGACUAAGGCUUUGUCUCUCUUGGCACCAGCUAAUGCUGUGGCAGGUCUGCUGCCUGGGGGUGGACUCCUGCCUACUCCCAACCCACUUUCUCAGAUUGGUGCUGUUCCUUUAGCUGCUUUAGGAGCUCCUGCUCUUGAUCCUGCCCUAGCUGCUCUUGGGCUUCCUGGAGCAAACUUAAACUCCCAGUCUCUUGCAGCAGAUCAGCUACUAAAACUUAUGAGCACAGUGGAUCCAAAGUUGAACCAUGUAGCUGCAGGUCUUGUUUCACCAAGUCUGAAAUCAGAUACCUCCAGUAAAGAAAUAGAAGAAGCAAUGAAAAGAGUACGAGAAGCACAGUCAUUAAUUUCUGCUGCUAUAGAGCCAGAUAAAAAAGAUGAAAAACGAAGGCAUUCAAGGUCAAGAUCACGCUCGAGGAGGAGGAGGACACCUUCUUCAUCUAGACACAGACGGUCAAGAAGCAGAUCAAGGAGAAGGUCCCAUUCAAAAUCAAGAAGCCGGAGGCGAUCUAAAAGUCCAAGGCGAAGAAGGUCUCAUUCCAGAGAGAGAAGCAGAAGAUCUAGGAGCACAUCCAAAACCAGGGAUAAAAAGAAAGAAGAGAAAGAGAAGAAACGUUCUAAAACUCCUCCCAAGAGCUACAGCACAACUAGACGAUCUAGAAGCACAAGCAGAGAAAGAAGACGUAGAAGAAGCAGGAGUGGAACACGGUCACCUAAAAAACCCAGAUCUCCUAAAAGGAAAAUGUCCCGGUCCCCAUCCCCAAGAAGGCAUAAAAAGGAAAAAAAGAAGGAUAAAGACAAAGAGAGAAGUAGAGAUGAGAGGGAACGAUCAACCAGCAAGAAAAAAAAAAGCAAAGACAAAGAGAAGGAUCGAGAACGAAAAUCCGAAAGUGAUAAAGAUGUGAAACAGGUCACAAGGGAUUAUGAUGAAGAAGAACAAGGUUAUGACAGCGAGAAGGAGAAAAAGGAAGAAAAGAAAAUGGCAGAUUCUUCUUCUCCUAAAGUAAAGGAGUCUACAGCAGAUAAAGGAAGUGGAGAUUCAUCAAGGGAAUCCAAAGUAAAUGGGGAUGAUCAUCACGAAGAAGACAUGGAUAUGAGUGACUGAGUUUUGCCUUUGCAGUGAACACAGCUGCAGACGUGCAUCAGUGUCAUUCCUGUGUGAUUCUUUUAUGCUGUACUUGUUAAUCCUAAAUCUAGAUGUAUACAGCUCUAAGCUAUAUAUGGUUUGUAAAGCUCCUGAUACUAACUCCCAUCAAAAGCUUUAUAGAAAGGUAACCAUUCUUGUUCCGGACGAAAGGGAUUGCGUAUCCAAGCAAUCUUUACUAACUUGGUGAUGCUUCAAGCAAAAGCAAAAAGCUGCAUGCAUCUACAGCAGGCAUGGACUGUUUGUUGUAUGACCUCCUUUAGUAAAUCAGCUCACUUAUGAUAGUGUUUCUAGAAUUUGAUUCAUUGCAGUAAUAGAGCAGUAUAGGGAAUGCACUGACUGCAUGUUGAUUGUGGCAGAAACAUCCUAAAUGUUCUAAAAUCUUACAACAUGGUGGAUCUACUUAAGGGUCUUAAGUGUGACUACACAAAAAAUGACAGUACAUCUGAAAAUAAGCAUUCUGACAUAGGUAGGGGUUUUUGUUUUAAGCCAUACGGCUGGGCUUUUUUUGUUCGUUUUGUUUUUUUUCUUUUUCUGGUGGAUUUUUUUGGCUUUGACAAAGUUAAAAUGCACUGACCUUUUUGAGGACUUAUUUUAAUCUGUCAGUUCAAAUCCAUCCCAGGCAGCAAAAAGUGACAAGUUGUAAUGGUUCUUAGCUUUUCGUCUUGGGCCUUGGGAGUGAAAGUCUCUGCUUGAACUGUACCCAGUGAUUAAAGGUUGAUUUGUGCAGUCUUCGUAAUCCAGGUAGUUUUAUUUGUUAAUGAGCUAGACACGUUGCAAAAAGGUAGUGCAUUUUAAAAUUGAUCUUUGUAUGCUUUUAAAAGCAAGUCUACUUGAUAAUGUACUUUCUACUUGAUCUCAAGUUGUAUAAACUAAUAAAUUUGUGUUACUGUCACUGCAGUAGUAAUCUUAUGCACACAGUGAUUCCAUGUUAUAUGCAAAGUAGGUAGGCAAGCUGUUUUCUUAGUUACAGAAGUUCAAGAGCUUUUACUUUUGUGCAGGUAAAAAGACAAAAGUAGGCUACAGUCUGUGCCAUGUUGAUGUACAGUUUCUGAAAUUGUUUUACAAAACUUUGAUAAUAAAACCCGUAAACUUA